AUGAGUGGCAAAAGAACUCGUAGUUAUAGAUGCGCAGUACAUCAAAGAGACCGAGAGGUCAGCUCCGAGAACGACUUCCACCUUCUUCUUGAGGACCCCACUCUAUUCGCCAGGAUGGUGCAUUUAGUAGCAAUGGAAGUGCUCCCCGAAGAGCGGGAUCGCAAGUAUUACCAAGAGAGGUAUACGUGCUGCCCCCCACCACUGUUUAUCAUCUGCGUUACUCUAUUAGAGCUUGGCGUAUUCGCGUGGUACUCAUGGGGUUCAGGAGGCGUGGCUGCAGCGGCUGGUCCCGUGCCUGUCGACUCUCCCCUGGUGUACCGCCCGGACAGACGCCGCGAACUUUGGAGGUUCUUCACCUACAGUGUCGUACACGCGGGCUGGCUUCAUCUCGCAUUCAACCUCCUUGUACAACUUGCGGUGGGUUUGCCGUUAGAAAUGGUUCAUGGCGCAGCGCGUUGUGGGGCCGUUUACUUAGCGGGUGUCCUCGGUGGCUCUUUGGCCGCUUCAGUACUAGACCCAGACGUGUGCCUCGCGGGAGCUUCUGGUGGAGUUUACGCAUUGUUGGCUGCUCACUUGGCAAACGCCUUGCUGAAUUUCCACGCUAUGCGCUAUGGCGCUGUGCGAUUGGUAGCCGCGCUGGCGGUUGCCUCGUGUGACGUCGGCUUUGCCGUUCACGCUAGAUAUACUAAAGAAGCGCCACCCGUAUCUUACGCGGCACACGUAGCAGGUGCUCUAGCGGGGCUGACCAUUGGUCUGCUCGUCCUGAAGCACGCCCAACAGCGUCUAUGGGAACGCUUGCUGUGGUGGGCGGCACUCGGAGCUUACGCGGCUUGUACACUUUUCGCCGUCCUAUACAAUAUAUUCAGCGGGCCCGUAGAUGAACUGCACUACAUGCCUCCAGACCCACCACCCGAUGUCGCUGGCUUUUGA
Messenger RNA from Pieris macdunnoughi, 930 nucleotides. The record is from the annotation of a GenBank genome assembly. NCBI's taxonomy places the organism in Eukaryota, Metazoa, Arthropoda, Insecta, Lepidoptera, Pieridae.